Messenger RNA from Hippocampus comes (tiger tail seahorse), 1689 nucleotides. It is a transcript of the gene dnase1, whose product is annotated as deoxyribonuclease I. Bases 484 to 1224 code for a protein of 246 amino acids. Gene Ontology annotation, biological process: DNA catabolic process. Lineage: Eukaryota; Metazoa; Chordata; Actinopteri; Syngnathiformes; Syngnathidae. Gene Ontology annotation, cellular component: nucleus. The record is from RefSeq and is a predicted model, not a curated record. The transcript is spliced from 8 exons. Gene Ontology annotation, molecular function: deoxyribonuclease I activity; DNA binding.
GUGCGUCAUCGAUGUACAGGUGCUCUGGCAGAAUCUGCGUGAUUAGCUACAAGUCACGGGAAUGGUACCCCUUCAAAAUGUUCGCCCAUGCCCCCCCCCAAAAAAAAACCCUAACUGUGGACGCUGUGAAUUCCGUGGUUUCAAGAAAAUGCGGCCUGUUGAAUAAUUAUUGACUGAAGUCAGGGUUAAACCCGUGUGUUUAGUUUGUGGUGAGCCGGUCGCCCUGUUGAAGGACGUAACGAGACGAAGCAAGCGGGAAAAAUCCAGACAUUCGACUGAGGCCGGGAGAGCGCAGAUAUCCGAAGAUUCGCUAAAGCGACGCUAGAAAAACAACAAAGCUAUUUGACCAAACAACACGCAGCCCGGGAACCAUCAACCAGGACCGGCUAUGUGUUAGCCCACGACAUCGCGAAGAAACACCAAGCCUUUUUUUGGAGGGGAGGAAUUCGUUCAAGAGUGCUUGGUGGACUCUGGAGCGCGAAUAUGUCCGGAGCAACAAAAGAAGUUCAACAAAUCCAGAUCGUCCACCGAUAUGACAUCAUACUGAUCCAGGAAGUCCGAGACAAUGACCUCUCAGCCACCCGAAAACUCAUGCACCAUGUCAACAAAGGUACUCCACGAUUUAGGUACAAGCACAUCGUCAGUGAGCCUUUGGGUCGUAGUUCCUACAAGGAACGAUAUCUCUUUCUAUAUAGGGAGGAGACCGUGUCAGUGGCCAAAAGCUACACUUACGAUGACGGUUGUGAGCCCUGCGGGACCGACACCUUCAUCAGGGAGCCCUUUGUCGUCAUGUUCUCUUCAAAUGACACGGCUGUGAGGAAUUUUGUCCUGAUCCCACAACACACAUCGCCAGACUUGGCCUUGCAGGAAGUGGACGAGCUGUACGACGUGGUGACCGAUGUCCGCACCAGAUGGCGCAGCAAUGACAUCAUCCUUCUCGGCGACUUCAACACGGACUGCAGCUAUGUCGCGGGCUCCGAGUGGCAGCAGAUCCGCCUCUUUACGGACAAGAGCUUCCAUUGGCUGAUCCCCGAUGAGGCAGAUACCACGGUGUCGCACACCGACUGCGCGUACGACAGGAUCGUGGUGACGGACGACAUGAAGAAGGGAGUGGUGGACCGCAGCGCUGAGGUGUACGACUUCAUGGUGGAUCUGAAUCUCAGCUUCGGGAUGGCGUUAGCUGUCAGUGACCAUUUCCCCGUGGAGGUGAAGCUGCUUGUUUAAGCCCGAGACUGGCGAAUUCCCCCCCUGCGCAAUCUCAACAUUCACCGGGACUCCACAAGAAUCACAUGAAUUAAAUCCCUGCCCUGCUAAAUCCAGUUACUACUCCGUCCGCCUUUUGUGACUUCAUGCAUGGCUAUUGAGAUGUUUCACGUGGACCAUUUGGUGAACAUUCAAACACAAUUUCGCCUGCUUAUUUGUACCGUGACAUGUUAAGAUUCAAAAUGCGAAUUACAAAUGAUUCACAUUCUUGAAAAAAGGAAAAUAGUCUUGUCACCGUGACGCCGAUCCUUAAUGGUAUUGCAUAAUAGGUGCAGUUGUGCAGUUUGCAGAAUGAUCAGAAUUUAUUUCAAAGCCUGGUGUUGUACACUCAUGGCUUUUGUUAGUACACAAAUGCACGUGGAUCACUGUACACCAGUGGCAUUAAUACACUUCAAGGCUGCAACAGCUCCCACCCCCUCUCAAAAA